This is a messenger RNA of Sorex araneus (European shrew), 6979 nucleotides long. RefSeq names its product carbamoyl-phosphate synthetase 2, aspartate transcarbamylase, and dihydroorotase (gene CAD). Gene Ontology annotation, biological process: 'de novo' pyrimidine nucleobase biosynthetic process; L-arginine biosynthetic process; L-glutamine metabolic process. NCBI's taxonomy places the organism in Eukaryota, Metazoa, Chordata, Mammalia, Eulipotyphla, Soricidae. The transcript has 44 exons. The coding region runs from base 123 to 6800 and encodes 2225 amino acids. Gene Ontology annotation, molecular function: ATP binding; hydrolase activity, acting on carbon-nitrogen (but not peptide) bonds, in cyclic amides; aspartate carbamoyltransferase activity. The record is from RefSeq and is a predicted model, not a curated record. Gene Ontology annotation, cellular component: cytoplasm; carbamoyl-phosphate synthase complex.
GUGGCCGCCGCCCCGCGCUCCCCGCCGCCCGCGCUCCCGCCGCCGGCGCGCCCAGCCACGUGGACCCGCCGGGCUCGCUGCCCUCACGUGCUUCCAGCAUCUGCUGGGGCGAGCGCGGCUCCAUGGCGGCCCUGGUGCUGGAGGACGGGUCGGUCCUGCGGGGCCAGCCCUUCGGGGCCGCCGUGUCGACUGCCGGGGAAGUGGUCUUCCAGACCGGCAUGGUCGGCUACCCCGAGGCCCUCACCGACCCUUCCUACAAAGCCCAGAUCCUAGUGCUCACCUACCCUCUGAUCGGCAACUACGGCAUCCCUGCAGAUGAAGUGGACCAGUUCGGUCUCAGCAAGUGGUUUGAGUCCUCGGGGAUCCACGUGGCGGGGCUGGUGGUGGGCGAGUGCUGCCCCACGCCCAGCCACUGGAGCGCCACCCACAGCCUGCACGAGUGGCUGUGUCAGCACGGCAUCCCCGGCCUGCAAGGUGUGGACACCCGGGAGCUGACCAAGAAGCUGCGCGAGCAGGGCUCCCUGCUGGGAAAGCUGGUCCAGGACGGGACGGAGCCUUCCACCCUGCCCUUCGUGGACCCCAACUCCCGGCCCCUGGUGCCAGAGGUCUCCAUUAAGGCACCGCGGGUGUUCAAUGCGGGGGGCUCCCCUCGGAUCCUCGCCUUGGACUGUGGCCUCAAGUAUAACCAGAUCCGAUGCCUGUGCUCGCGGGGGGCCGAGGUCACCGUGGUCCCGUGGGACCACGCCUUAGACAGCCAGGAAUACGAGGGACUUUUCCUGAGCAAUGGCCCCGGCGAUCCUGCCGCCUACCCCGGCGUGGUGUCCGCACUGGGCCGGGUCCUUUCGGAACCAAACCCCCGGCCCAUCUUUGGGAUCUGUCUCGGACACCAGCUCUUGGCCUUGGCCAUCGGGGCCAAGACAUACAAAAUGGGGUACGGGAACCGAGGCCACAACCAGCCGUGCUUGCUGGCGGGCACCGGGCGCUGCUUCCUGACCUCCCAGAACCAUGGGUUUGCCGUGGAGACGGACUCGCUGCCCGCGGGCUGGCUUCCUCUCUUCACCAACGCCAACGACCGCUCCAACGAAGGCCUCGUCCACCACAGCCUGCCCUUCUUCAGUGUCCAGUUCCACCCGGAGCACCAGGCUGGCCCUUCGGACAUGGAGCUGCUCUUUGAUAUCUUCCUGGAGACUGUGAACGCAGCCAAGGCUGGGAACCCUGGGGGCCAGACAGUCCGAGAGCGGCUGACCGAGCGCCUCUGCCCCCCUGGGAGUCCCACCCCUGGCUCGGGGCUCCCUCCCCCCCGAAAGGUCCUGAUCCUGGGCUCGGGAGGCCUCUCCAUUGGCCAGGCGGGAGAGUUCGACUACUCCGGCUCCCAGGCGAUCAAGGCCCUGAAGGAGGAGAACAUCCAGACGCUGCUGAUCAACCCCAACAUAGCCACGGUGCAGACGUCCCAGGGGCUGGCCGACAAGGUGUACUUCCUGCCCAUCACCCCGCACUACGUCACACAGGUGAUCCGUAACGAGCGCCCCGAUGGUGUGCUGCUGACGUUCGGGGGCCAGACGGCUCUGAACUGCGGGGUGGAGCUGACCAAGGCCGGGGUGCUGGCUCGGUACGGGGUGCGCGUCCUGGGCACGCCCGUGGAGACCAUCGAGCUGACCGAGGACCGGCGGGCCUUCGCGGCCCGGAUGGCAGAGAUCGGGGAGCACGUGGCCCCCAGCGAGGCGGCAAACUCCCUGGAGCAGGCCCAGGCUGCAGCGGAACGCUUAGGCUACCCGGUGCUGGUGCGCGCCGCCUUCGCCCUGGGGGGCCUGGGCUCCGGCUUCGCCUCCAACAAGGAGGAGCUGUCGGCGCUGGUGGCGCCCGCGUUCGCACACACCAGCCAGGUGCUGGUCGACAAGUCCCUGAAGGGCUGGAAGGAGAUCGAGUACGAGGUGGUGAGAGACGCCUACGGCAACUGUGUCACGGUGUGCAACAUGGAAAACUUGGACCCCCUGGGCAUCCACACCGGCGAGUCCAUCGUGGUCGCUCCCAGCCAGACGCUGAACGACAGGGAGUACCAGCUGCUGCGGCAGACGGCCAUCAAGGUCACACAGCACCUGGGGGUCGUCGGCGAGUGCAACGUGCAGUAUGCCCUGAACCCCGAGUCGGAGCAGUACUAUAUCAUCGAAGUCAACGCCAGGCUCUCGCGCAGCUCCGCCCUGGCCAGUAAGGCCACGGGCUACCCACUGGCCUACGUGGCCGCUAAGCUGGCUCUGGGCAUCCCGCUGCCCGAGCUCAGGAACUCGGUGACCGGGGGCACCGCAGCCUUCGAGCCCAGCCUGGACUACUGCGUGGUCAAGGUCCCGCGCUGGGACCUCAGCAAGUUCCUGCGCGUCAGCACCAAGAUCGGGAGCUGCAUGAAGAGUGUCGGUGAGGUCAUGGGCAUUGGGCGUUCCUUCGAGGAGGCCUUCCAGAAGGCUCUGCGCAUGGUGGACGAGAACUGUCUGGGCUUCGAUCACACCGUCAAGCCGGUCAGUGACAUGGAGCUGGAGACGCCAACCGAUAAGCGGAUCUUCGUGGUGGCCGCCGCCCUGUGGGCCGGCUACUCGGCGGAGCGCCUGUACGAGCUGACGCGCAUCGACCGCUGGUUCCUGCACCGCAUGAAACGCAUCAUCACGCACGCCCAGCUGCUGGAACAGCACCGGGGUCAGCCGCUGCCCCCCGACCUGCUGCACCAGGCCAAGCGCCUGGGCUUCUCCGACAAGCAGAUCGCGCUGGCCGUCCAGAGCACAGAGCUGGCCGUCCGCAAGCUGCGCCAGGAGCUGGGGAUCUGCCCGGCCGUGAAGCAGAUUGACACGGUGGCGGCCGAGUGGCCGGCCCAGACAAACUACCUCUACCUGACCUAUGGCGGCACCACCCACGACCUCACCUUCCGGUCCCCUCACGUGCUGGUCCUGGGCUCCGGGGUCUACCGCAUCGGCUCCAGCGUGGAGUUUGACUGGUGCGCCGUGGGCUGCAUCCAGCAGCUGCGGAAGAUGGGGUAUAAGACCAUCAUGGUGAACUACAACCCCGAGACAGUUAGCACCGACUACGACAUGUGUGACCGGCUCUACUUCGAUGAGAUUUCCUUUGAGGUGGUGAUGGACAUCUACGAGCUGGAGAACCCCGAGGGUGUGAUCCUGUCCAUGGGCGGGCAGCUGCCCAAUAACAUGGCCAUGGCCCUGCACCGGCAGCAGUGCCGGGUCCUGGGCACCUCGCCCGAGGCCAUCGACUCGGCCGAGAACCGUUUCAAGUUCUCCCGGCUCCUGGACACCAUCGGCAUCAGCCAGCCCCAGUGGCGGGAGCUCAGUGACCUCGAGUCUGCCCGCCAGUUCUGCCAGACGGUGGGGUACCCCUGCGUGGUGCGGCCCUCCUACGUGCUGAGCGGAGCAGCCAUGAACGUGGCCUACACGGACGGGGACCUGGAGCGCUUCCUGAGCAGCGCGGCCGCGGUCUCCAAGGAGCACCCCGUGGUCAUCUCCAAGUUCAUCCAGGAGGCCAAGGAGAUUGACGUGGACGCCGUGGCCUGCGAUGGCGUGGUGGCAGCCAUCGCCAUCUCGGAGCACGUGGAGAACGCAGGCGUGCAUUCAGGUGACGCCACGCUGGUAACCCCGCCCCAGGACAUCACCCCCAAAACCCUAGAGCGCAUCAAGGCUAUCGUGCACGCCGUGGGCCAGGAGCUGCAGGUCACGGGGCCCUUCAACCUGCAGCUCAUUGCCAAGGACGACCAGCUGAAGGUCAUCGAGUGCAACGUGCGCGUCUCUCGCUCCUUCCCCUUCGUCUCCAAGACCCUCGGGGUGGACCUCGUGGCCCUGGCCACGCAGGUCAUCAUGGGGGAAGAAGUGGAGCCCGUGGGGCUCAUGACUGGCUCCGGCGUGGUGGGGGUGAAGGUGCCCCAAUUCUCCUUCUCGCGCUUGGCGGGGGCUGACGUGGUUCUGGGCGUGGAGAUGACCAGCACGGGGGAGGUGGCCGGCUUCGGGGAGAGCCGCUGCGAGGCCUACCUCAAGGCCAUGCUGAGCACGGGCUUCAAGAUCCCCAAGAAGAACAUCUUGCUGACCAUCGGCAGCUAUAAGAACAAGAGCGAGCUGCUCCCGACCGUGCGGCUGCUGGAGAGCCUGGGCUACAGCCUCUACGCCAGCCUGGGCACCGCCGACUUCUACACCGCGCACGGCGUCAAGAUCACCGCCGUGGACUGGCACUUCGAGGAGGCGGUGGACGGCGAGUGCCCGCCCCAGCGCAGCAUCCUGGAGCAGCUGGCCGAGAACCACUUCGAGCUGGUGAUCAACCUGUCCAUGCGGGGUGCGGGGGGCCGGCGCCUCUCCUCCUUCGUCACCAAGGGCUACCGCACCCGGCGCCUGGCCGCCGACUUCUCCGUACCCCUCAUCAUCGACAUCAAGUGCACCAAGCUCUUUGUGGAGGCCCUGGGCCAGAUUGGGCCGGCGCCCCCCAUGAAGGUGCAUGUGGACUGCAUGACCUCCCGGAAGCUCGUGCGGCUCCCUGGCUUGAUUGACGUGCAUGUGCACCUGCGGGAGCCUGGUGGGACACACAAGGAGGACUUUGCGUCGGGCACUGCCGCGGCCCUGGCCGGGGGCGUCACCAUGCUGUGUGCCAUGCCCAACACCUGGCCCCCCAUCACCGACGCCCCGGCCCUGGCCCUGGCCCAGAAGCUGGCAGAAGCCGGCGCCCGCUGCGACUUCGCCUUGUUCCUCGGGGCCUCGGCGGAUAACGCGGGCACCCUGGGCCCUGUGGCUGCGUCGGCCGCGGGGCUGAAACUCUACCUCAACGAGACCUUCUCCGAGCUGCGGCUGGACAGCGUGGCCCAGUGGAUGGAGCACUUCGAGACGUGGCCAGCCCACCUGCCCAUCGUGGCCCACGCCGAGCGGCAGAGCCUGGCGGCCGUGCUCAUGGUGGCCCAGCUGACGCAGCGCCCGGUGCACAUCUGCCACGUGGCCCGGAAGGAGGAGAUCCUCCUGAUCAAAGCCGCCAAGGCCCGGGGGCUGCCCGUGACGUGCGAGGUGGCGCCGCACCACCUCUUCCUAAGUCGGGACGACCUGGAGCGCCUGGGGCCGGGCAAGGCCGAGGUGCGGCCCGAGCUGGGCUCGCGCCAGGACGUGGACGCCCUGUGGGAGAACAUGGCCGUCAUCGACUGCUUCGCCUCGGACCACGCGCCCCACACCGUGGAGGAGAAGUGUGGCCCGCGGCCACCGCCCGGCUUCCCGGGCCUGGAGACCAUGCUGCCGCUGCUGCUGACCGCCGUGAGCGAGGGCCGCCUGAGCCUGGACGACCUGCUGCAGCGCCUGCACCACAACCCCCGCCGCAUCUUCCACCUGCCCGCGCAGGAGGACACCUACGUGGAGGUGGACCUGGAGCAUGAGUGGACGGUCCCCAGCCACAUGCCCUUCUCCAAAGCGCGCUGGACACCCUUCGAGGGGCAGAAGCUGAAGGGCACCGUGCGCCGCGUGGUCCUGCGAGGGGAAGUGGCCUACAUUGACGGGCAGGUCCUGGUGCCCCCAGGCUACGGGCAGGAUGUGCGCAAAUGGCCUCAGGGAGCCGUGCCCCAGCCCCCGCCCCCCGCCCCUGCCUCCAGUGAGAUUUCCACGACGCCCGAGAGGCCCCGCCGCAACACCCCGGGGCUUCCAGAGAGCCGUUUCCACCUGCCGCCCCGGAUCCACCGAGCCUCCGACCCCGGCCUGCCCGCCGAGGAGCCAAAGGAAAAGCCCUCCCGGAAGGUGGCAGAGCCCGAGCUGACGGGCACCCCGGACAGUGCCUGCUACCCUCCACCACCAGUACCUAGACAGGCAUCGCCCCAGAACUUGGGGGCCCCGGGCCUGCUGCACCCCCAAACCUCACCCCUGCUGCACUCACUAGUGGGCCAGCAUAUCCUGUCUGUCCAGCAGUUCACCAAGGACCAGAUGUCUCACCUCUUCAACGUGGCGCACACGCUGCGGAUGAUGGUCCAGAAGGAGCGGAGCCUGGACAUCCUCAAGGGCAAAGUGAUGGCCUCCAUGUUCUACGAGGUGAGCACGCGGACCAGCAGUUCCUUCGCCGCGGCCAUGGCCCGGCUGGGCGGCGCCGUGCUCAGCUUCUCGGAGGCCACGUCGUCCGUGCAGAAGGGCGAGUCUCUGGCCGACUCGGUGCAGACCAUGAGCUGCUACGCCGACGUGGUGGUGCUUCGCCACCCCCAGCCCGGCGCGGUGGAGCUGGCGGCCAAGCACUGCCGGAGGCCAGUGAUCAACGCGGGGGACGGCGUGGGCGAGCACCCCACGCAGGCCCUCCUGGACAUCUUCACUAUCCGCGAGGAGCUGGGCACUGUCAACGGCAUGACGAUCACCAUGGUGGGUGACCUGAAGCACGGGCGCACGGUGCACUCCCUGGCCUGCCUGCUCACGCAGUACCGCGUCAGCCUGCGCUACGUGGCGCCGCCCGGCCUGCACAUGCCCGCCAGCGUGCGGGCCUUCGUGGCCGCCCGGGGCACCAAGCAGGAGGAGUUUGAGAGCAUCGAGGAGGCGCUGCCCGACACCGACGUGCUCUACAUGACCCGGAUCCAGAAGGAGCGUUUCGGCUCCACGCAGGAGUACGAGGCUUGCUUCGGCCAGUUCAUCCUCACCCCCCACAUCAUGACCCGGGCCAAGAAGAAGAUGGUGGUCAUGCACCCCAUGCCCCGCGUCAACGAGAUCAGUGUGGAAGUGGACUCCGACCCCCGGGCCGCCUACUUCCGCCAGGCCGAGAACGGCAUGUACAUCCGCAUGGCCCUACUAGCCACCGUGCUGGGCCGCUUCUAGGCCGGUGCCCCCCACGGGGGCAGCCCACAGGGCACCUUCCAGGCCCCGGGCAGGGCCGAUGUACUCGCUCGGGCCUGAGUACAGGGCCUGGGACACAGGGCCCGGUCACCCCACCCCCCUUCCCAGCCUCCCACCUGUACAGUCACUUUUGUACCGACCCAAUAAAUCUGAAUUGUCUC